AUGUCCGCUUCCAAAGAGGAGCAAACAAUCGAGUUCUGUUGUGUCGAAUUGGACACAGCUGAGUCGGUUGUCUCGCGUCUGGAAGAGACAUCGACUAGGUUAAGGGACAUCUUUCCCGCUCCGACUUCCCCUGCCGCUGCGCACGCCCGAACCAUUGCUGUCAGCAAACGCCAUCUCUGGGGCCUACAGGUGAUCACUGCGGCCGCUAUCCAGACUUUGACCAUUGCGAUUGAGAAUCUCAGAGAGAUCACCAGGAACAUGAAGGCCGAGGGCUACACCCCUGCCUAG
Molecule: messenger RNA, 288 nt
Organism: Aspergillus chevalieri
Lineage: Eukaryota; Fungi; Ascomycota; Eurotiomycetes; Eurotiales; Aspergillaceae
Exons: 2
Coding region: 1-288 (95 amino acids)
Source: RefSeq, a predicted model, not a curated record